Messenger RNA from Cheilinus undulatus (humphead wrasse), 4878 nucleotides. RefSeq names its product low density lipoprotein receptor-related protein 3 (gene lrp3). The transcript is spliced from 7 exons. Gene Ontology annotation, cellular component: plasma membrane. The record is from RefSeq and is a predicted model, not a curated record. The coding region runs from base 133 to 2637 and encodes 834 amino acids. Gene Ontology annotation, molecular function: protein binding. NCBI's taxonomy places the organism in Eukaryota, Metazoa, Chordata, Actinopteri, Labriformes, Labridae.
GGAACCCCCUCGCUGUCCACGGUAAGUGAGAGCUGAAACCAGACCUCGAAGCCUCUCUGGAGGUCCCAGAUGAAGAACAAACCGCAGAAAUCGUGUCCGAGAUAAGAGCAGAAGUCUCCGCCGGCCGGAGCCAUGGGACUGCCGGAGCUGCUGCUGCUGCUGCUGCUCGGACUGCUGUGGCUCCGCUCCGCUCAGCUCUGUGCAGCAGGCUGCAGUGAGCGAGUGGAGGUCCACACGGAGCGGAGGGGUGUGAUCUACAGUCCCUCUUGGCCUCUAAACUAUCCUCCUGGAGUCAACUGCAGCUGGCACAUCCAGGGUGGUCAGGGAGAGGUCAUCACCAUCAGUUUCCGAAACUUUGACGUGGCAGAGUCGGGGAAUUGUUUGGGUGACUGUCUGCUGCUGGCCCCAACCUGGAACGGGGAAUCGAGGCUGUGUGGCUCCACGCUACCUCCACCCUUCAUCUCCACCAGGGGGCGUGUGUGGCUGUAUUUCCACUCUCAGGCUAACAGCUCAGGGCAGGCUCAGGGCUUUCGGCUCUCUUACAUCAGAGGACACCUGGGUCAGAGCAGCUGUCAGUCGGAUGAAUUCCUCUGUGGGAAUGGGAAGUGUCUCCCUCGCUCCUGGAAGUGCAACGGGCAGGAUGAAUGUGGUGAUAACACAGACGAACGCAGCUGCUCCCCUCCUCCCACUGAGGCUCAGCCUGGCCUCUGUCCCUAUGGCUCCGUUCCGUGCACAGAGGCUCAGUCCACCCGCUGUCUGCCUGCUUCUCUGCGCUGCAACGGAGCCCGAGACUGUCACGAUGGCACGGAUGAGUGGGGCUGCCCUGACACCACCUGUGGAAAACGCCUAGGAAACUUCUACGGUUCUUUUGCUUCCCCGGAUUUUUUCCGAGCCAACAGGAGCACCAUGGUGGAGCUCAGGUGUUCCUGGUUGCUGGACACACAGGACCCCAAGCCCAUCGUGCUGCAGCUGGAUCUGCAGCUGGGGCCCAAAGACUCGCUGCACGUGUACGAUGGCCUACUGCAGCGAGCCGAGCACCUCCUGCAGGUGUUGUCGUAUCAUAACAACAGAAGGCCAGCGCUGCUGGAGUCCAGCCGAGGACAGAUGAGUGUUUUGUACAUGGCUCAGCCUCACAGCCCAGGACAUGGCUUCAAUGCUACUUACCAGGUCAAAGGUUACUGUUUUCCUGGCGAGCGUCCCUGUGGCAGCGAGCAAGGCUGUUACUCUGAACGCCAACGCUGUGACGGCUACUGGCACUGCCCUUCAGGUCGAGACGAGGAGGGCUGUCCAGCAUGUCCAGAUGGGGAGUUUCCCUGUGAAGGUGGCACUGGAGUUUGUUACCCCGCCUCCGAACGCUGCAAUAACCAGAAGAGGUGCCCCGAUGGGUCGGAUGAGAAGAACUGCUACGACUGCCAACCAGGAAACUUCCACUGUGGGACGAACCUGUGCAUCUUUGAGACGUGGCGCUGUGACGGUCAGGAGGACUGCCUGGAUGGGAGUGAUGAGAGGGACUGCAUGGCGGCGGUGCCCAGGAAAGUAAUCACAGCUGCUCUGAUUGGCAGUCUGGUCUGCAGCCUUUUGCUGGUCAUCGCCCUCGGUUGUGCCCUCAAACUCCACUCACUGAGGAACAGAGAGUACAGAGCGUUUGAAACUCAGAUGACUCGUAUGGAGGCCGAGUUUGUUCAGAGAGAAGCUCCACCUUCAUAUGGACAGUUAAUAGCACAGGGUCUUAUUCCACCAGUGGAGGAUUUCCCUGUUUACAACCCAACCCAGGCCUCAGUGUUACAGAAUCUACGUCUGGCAAUGCGAAGACAGAUGAGACGUCACUCGACGAGACGCUCCUCCUCUUCCUCCUCUCGGCGGCGAUUCGGCCAUCUCUGGAACCGCCUCUUCCACAGCGGGGGGCGAUUUAGAGGCCACGCUCCACUGCUUGACACCCCUGGAGCCACACAGAUCACACUGGGGCUCCACAGCUACCGUACUGUCAAUGUGCAGGGGGCCCAGGCCACCACCAGGUCUGGAGCCGGGCCUGGUGAUGAGAUUAAUGUCAGGGGAAUAUCGGAGCUGGAUCUGCAGCCAUGCACGCCAGAGAGCCCAGCGUCUCCUCUCUCCUUUCACUCUGUGGACAGUCCAGAUACUGAGGAGAUGUCCCCUGUUAGCCAGGGAAGCAGCAGGGCAACGCAGUCUGAGCCCCCUACCCCUGUUCAAAGUGAUUCUUCAUGCCAUAGCGGACCAACUUCCACACCCCAGGAAGCCUCUGUUCCCCCAUGUCACCCAAGAGCAUCUAGAAAACUGGUUCUGGAGCUCGCUGUGAACUUAAAGGGUGUUUCUUUAAGACGUUACUCCCCACUGGGACCCUUGUCCCCUAAAUCCCCCUCUGUGUUUCCCAGUAGCUCACAGACAUCCCACUGUAACUCCCAGGGGCCGGAGGUGACUCCGCCCUCUGAUCCUUUGUCUUCUUCUUCUUCUUCUGUGAAAGGACAGGGCAGUGACAGUCACUUCACUUUAGAGGUGGUAAGCAGGGAAAUAAGCAGCAGGGACGAAGGGAGGAGGGAGGAGAAGAGCAGACUGUGCAGGCUGAGCAGAGCCUUCAGUGACGAGGGGGGGGACUCAGGGAGGGAGACAACGCCAUGCUAAAGGGUUCAGGAAGAUAAUCUCAUCCCCCUCAAUCUGAUGUGACCUGCUGUCUGCAAUAUGUGCUCUGCUGAAGUGUCCUUGAAUCGUGCCCCCACCGAAUGCAGAGGUGAGACCCAUCAUAGGAAUAGAAUUAGAUUAUUUCUAAUACGUAAAAAUCUGCAUAUGCACAAAAACAUACUUAUGCAGUUCUCUCCUAAAGUGAUGAAAACCAGCGUUGAUAGUGCUUGUGUUCUGUGGUUUGAAGGAAGGCUGUUUUUACUUGUGCACUCUGUAAAAUUUCAGGAUGGCUGAUGGGAAAUCUUCUUGUGCCGCUUGUUCUCCUCACCGCUAGAUGAUUACUUGUUGGACAAAAGGGGUAAAGCGUUAGAGACUGCAUGUAAUUGGAGAUUGACAUUGACAAACUAGUGGAAAAGAACAUACUAGACUGUGUACCAGUCAUGUGAUAUAAACCUUAGCGCCUGCUCACUUGCAGGGAAAUUUUUCACAAGGAAAACAAGGAAACUUCAUCAGGGGGCUUGCAGGAAAGAGUUGAGGUAAAAUUAGGGUGAAAAUUAAUCUGUUUGCAUUUAAACCUGCAGCUCAUCCUGAAAUUUUCAGGAUUUUUUUGUGCAUGUGUAAAAAAAGCUUAUGAAACAUGAGGGAUAUGUUGGCUCCGACAAUACAAUACAAAGAAACAACUCAAUUCUGCCAGUUAGGACUUAAUGUCAUCAGAAAUUGUUCCAAAAAUCAAACUCAGUUUUGGCCUCCAGCACCAAAACAAUAUAGCAAAAUGUUCCUAAAACGCCAAAGCAGCCUUUGUGUUGUUACCCAGAGCCAUUAUGCACCGCUUUUUACUGUGAACCAGAGAAGCCUGUUAAAUAAACCCAUAGUACUUUAUCUGAUAUAUGGUCUUAUACGCUGUUUUAUUCCCAGCUUACUGUACAAGGUGGAGUUGUUAUUCCUUUAUGUAGUGUGUUGCUGUAAUAAAGGAUAAAGAUGGCGAUAUUUUACUUAAGUAUAAGAAAGAAGCAAAAACCAACUGUGAAUUUAUCCAUAUCCACAAUUUUAAACCCCCUCAGCCUGUUUGUUGUCUUUUGUUUCUGACAAAGGAAACACAAAGAGAUCAUGACUCUACAGCUGUCAGGAAAAGUUUCUUAACAAAAAGGAAAUUGUGCAUUUGUUGAGUUCUUUUCAGCAGCAGAUUAUUCCAUAUUUGUAUACUGGUGUGGACUUGCAGCUUGUGGAAAUGAGACCUAAUAGACCACAGAGCUUAUGUUCAUGCUAAUGAGGUAACAUGUCAUCCAGUGCAAGGUUGUUGCUCAUUCAUUUAGAUUUUUCUUAGACAAAAAUAAGUCUCGUUGACACAAAUUUACAAGGUAUAACAGGAUACCAAGAUACGUGUUUGGCAGAAUAAAUCUUUUUUGGUUUUAUAAUAGGAUUCUUUUCACUUACAAGUGCAAACAACAUGCAGACUUUUAUCAUAACGCAACUUUGAACCAAUAAUGCUUUUUAUUCUUGUAAAUCUAGUGUUUUGUUUCUUUCAGGAAACUGGGUAAAAAGAUUGAUUCAACUCUGAUUUUUUUACAACAAAAAACGACACAUACUUCUACAGUUAGCAAACGAUUAGCUUAUGUUAGCCUGCAAAAACACUGGGAAAUGAUUACACUGGUAUCUUCACCUGAAUCUGAUUUUUUUAUGUCUACUUCGAUCUGAUUUCUUUUUCAUGGCUGUUUGAACAGCUCAACUGACACUGAGGUCUGGUCUUUUCAGAUUAUACUUGGGCCACUUUAUUCUGAGAUUCCACUGAAGUGAAUGUAGGAGUCUGAUUUAGGCCACAUUUUAAAAAAUGAUGACAAUGAACAAAAACAAACCAAAAAUCCAGAUAUAUCAGAAAUGAGCUCUGAGGCAGUGUGAUGCAGCCUAGAGGUGCCAGUAAGAGGAUUUUGUUACCUUCAGACAGAACAAGGCAUGCUGCCUCAUCUACUUCAGUCUUUAUGCUUUGCUUUUAACUGAACGCUGGCUGAAGAGUGAUUUUUUUUAAUUUUGCAUUUUUGGUCACAAGACAGAACAAGUUAAUUCCCCAAAGAUCUUAACUUUAGUUUAAGUUUUGUGUACUGUUUAUUCAUGCAGCAGCCCACUUAUGUCAUGUCUUUCUAAGUAUACUCAAGCAAAAUUGUAUAAGUCAGUUGCUUUUCGCAUGCUUACUUCCACCUCCCAUGAAAUCAAAAUUAUUUUAGGUUAUUUUUAAAUUAACGUCUUGAA